CAACUGAAUUAACUGGGAGGGCCGAGUUGAGAUAUGGUUCUCUACCUCAUGAAAAUGUUUGUACCGAGAACUUGACACCUUGGAUUAAACUUCUUCCAUGCAAAUCUACAUCUGGUAUAGCAUCACUUUUGAAUGGACACAAGUUGUAUGAUUCGAAUUUUCAUUCAAUGUCAAUUCACGUUCGGCCAUCAUGUGAGAAACCUGAUUGUACAGACCAACAAUUAGAAAUUAUUCAAACCGUAUCAACUGUUAUAGACCCAGUUCGUAAUUCAGGAAAAAGAG
Messenger RNA from Racocetra persica, 282 nucleotides. Lineage: Eukaryota; Fungi; Glomeromycota; Glomeromycetes; Diversisporales; Gigasporaceae. The record is from the annotation of a GenBank genome assembly.